Messenger RNA from Sapajus apella (tufted capuchin), 1988 nucleotides. It is a transcript of the gene PRSS33, whose product is annotated as serine protease 33. Gene Ontology annotation, biological process: proteolysis. The record is from RefSeq and is a predicted model, not a curated record. The coding region runs from base 457 to 1299 and encodes 280 amino acids. Gene Ontology annotation, molecular function: serine-type endopeptidase activity. Lineage: Eukaryota; Metazoa; Chordata; Mammalia; Primates; Cebidae. The transcript is spliced from 7 exons.
AACAAUGGAGCUCAGGAGCUCCAGCAAGUUGUGCUCUGCAGGGAGCCCAGGUCAGGUUCAGAGAGGAGCUGCCAGGGAUCCUGCAACACCCGCCCCACCACUGCUCUCCUCCAGCCCCCAGUUCUAGCACCUUGGUCCAAGAGAGACUUCCUUUGAGAAACCCAGUGGCCCUCCCUUUUCUGCCACCUCUAAAGCUCUGCUCAAAGCAUCUUUGUUUGAGGCUGGUCCUGUAAAGCCACAGCCCCGCCUUGGUCCUGUUAAUUACUCCCUGGCUAAGCCUUGCUCUCUCCUGGACCUUUAAGACCCUAAGCCCCUCCCCCAACUCCAGUCAGCAGGGAGGGCACCAGGCUGUGAGGGUGAGAGCAGGCCAGGGGCUGUGGGGGCAGGCAGGGGCAGCAGACCAGCGUCCAUGUCCUGGGCAGUGCCACCCUUACCUAGCCCAGCUCUGAAGACAAAAUGAGGGUGGCUUCCUGUCUCCAGGUCCUGCUCCUUUUGGUGCCGGGAUCUGCUGGGACUCCGGGAAGGAAGUCUGCAGCCUGCGGGCAGCCCCGCGUGUCCAGUCGGAUCGUGGGGGGCCGGGAUGCCCAGGAUGGAGAGUGGCCGUGGCAGGCGAGCAUCCAGCAUCGUGGGGCACAUGUGUGCGGGGGGUCGCUCAUCGCGCCCCAGUGGGUGCUGACAGCGGCGCACUGCUUCCUCAGGAGGGCACUGCCAGCUGAGUACCGCGUGCGCCUAGGAGCGCUGCGUCUGGGGCCCACCUCGCCCCGCACGCUCUCAGUACCUGUUCGACGGGUGCUGCUGCCCCCGGACUACUCUGAGGAUGGGGCCCGCGGCGACCUGGCACUGCUGCAGCUGUGUCGUCCAGUGCCCCUGAGCACCCGCGUCCAGCCCGUCUGCCUGCCCAUUCCCAGCGCCCGCCUGCUGCCUGGCACAAUGUGCUGGGUCACAGGCUGGGGCAGCCUCCACCCAGGAGUGCCCCUCCCAGAGUGGCGACCGCUGCAGAAAGUAAGGGUGCCACUGCUGGACUCUCGCACCUGCGACCGCCUCUACCACGUGGGCGCUGACAUGUCCCGGGCCGAGCGCAUUGUGCUGCCUGGGAGCCUGUGUGCCGGCUACCCCCAGGGCCACAAGGACGCCUGCCAGGGUGAUUCUGGAGGACCUCUGACCUGCCUGCAGGCUGGGAGCUGGGUCCUGGUAGGCGUGGUGAGCUGGGGCAAGGGUUGUGCCCUGCCCAACCGUCCAGGUGUCUACACCAACGUGGCCACAUACAGCCCCUGGAUUCGGGCUCAUGUAAGCAUCUAAUGCUGGCCCGUGAGGCUGACCUGGAGCCAGCUGCUGGGGUCCCUCAGCCUCCUCGUUCAUCGGAGACCCUCCCAUACCCCAGAUCCCUUCUGCCUUGAGGCCAAGAUGCCUAAUAAAGCUAAAGGCCACCCCACUCCCCUGCCCACCACCUCCUGCUUCCUCUCCUUUUUGGGGCUCAUCAGAUCUGACUCCACCAACCCUCAUCCAGGGAUCUGCCAUGCGUCCCAGGGGUCACACUUCUUGCUCCCUUCCUGGCUUGUAUUUAGUUUUCUCAGCCCUAGCCAGGGCUGGGAGCAAGGCACGCAGCAGUGGGCAAACCAGUUGCUACCCAUCUGGCCGGUGUGCCCAUCUUUUUCUGGAGAAAGUCAGAUUGACAGCAUGACAGAGAUUUGACACCAGGGAGAUGCUCCACAGCUGGCUUUGAAGACAGGGGACCACAUCCUGUGAGCAGCCUCUAGGAGCUGAGAGCAGCCCCUGCCAAUAGCCGGCAGGGAAUUGGAGCCCUCAGCCGCAAGGCACUGGAUUCUGGCAGCACCCCAAAGGAGUUGGGAAGUGAGUUCUUCCCCAGCCUCCAGAUAAGAGCCCCGCCGGCCAAUCCCUUCAUUUCAACCUAAUGAGACCCUUGGCAGAUAACCUAGCUGAGCCACCCGGACUCCUGACCUACAAAAUAAAGACGUGUUUUAAGCUGC